GUGAUUUCAAACACGUGGGUUUUGACACUUGGGUAGACGUGAUUGAAAGUGUAAGUAAGCUUCGAACUUCGCUGAAAGGAAUUGUUCUUCACCAAGUAAAUCUGCAGCAAUGUUCAGGACUAGCUGUUAAUGGUUUGAGGAAGCAUUCAAGUAUAAGGCCUGAUUGUCAUGCCACUUGAAUUUAGCAAUGCCGAAUGCUAAGGAUAUGCAACAUAGAUGGACUUAACAUAAACAGGGACAAAGAUGAUGGGGUCUUGGGUUGAAACCACCAGAAGAUGAAACCUGUUAUUUGAACAUUGAUGUUCUAAUGUACACCAUACAAACUGUCAUUAUGGGGCGAUAUUUGCUUUACUUCAGCUACAUAGGAACUAUGUAUCGAGGAUUACAAAUGCAGGUGGAGUCAGGUAAAUUGAAGAACAUCCCUACCAUUCUGGGUGCCCUUAAUGCUGCUUUGCAGCAUUUGAACCCAGCAAAUGAAGUGAAGAUAACAACGUCCAGUCGGACUGAUGCAGGGGUGCAUGCUCUGUCCAAUACUGUACAUGUUGAUCUUCAGCACAGAGAACCAAAGACAGAGUUCAGCCCCUUGUUAGUAACAGCAGUUGUCAAUCAGAGAUUGUUCCAAGAUGACAAUGAUAUAAGAAUAUUACAGACACGGCUUGUACGUCCUAGUUUCCAUGGGCGAUUUCACGCACUGGCAAGGCACUACAUGUAUCGCUUCUGUCUCUUGAGGAACCCUGUGGAAAUCCAUUGGGCCACCCCGCAUUCAGCAUUUGAGAAUAAUCGUAGCAUCGUUGUUGUAGAUCCAUUAGAUGUGAAUCGUCUCCACGAGGCUGCCAAGAUUUUCUCUGGGACACACGACUUCAGUGCAUACACAAACCCUCGAGUAUUACGAGCCAGUCACAUCAAUCCAGUGAAAACGGUGAAUGUCGGGGUGAAGAGGGGUGAAGUGAUACUUCAACAGUACCAGGGGUGUCUUGGUCAGGGUGUAGAUCUGUGGGAAAUACAUGUAUCCAGCAGAUCCUUCCUCUACAAACAGGUGAGAAGAAUGGUUGGGGCCAUGCUCCAGUAUGCCCAGGGUAAUAUUGACAGAGAUUUCCUGCUCUCUACAUUAAACCAGCCAUCUGGUAAAAUGUGCAAUUUUCUCCAUCGCAAAUCUGCGCCAGCGUAUGGCCUUUACCUCAAGAGUGUGGAAUACAAUCCUUCAGAUCUGGAGUAUCAGCUGCCAGCAGACUGCCGUUUUGAUGAGGAUAUAUCUGGACUGCGUGCUCACAUAGGGCCCAAGAGGCGAGGGGAUCAAGAGGUGCGGUCAAAGUCCAUAUUAGCAGAAACAUACGCUACUCCCUGUGUGGAGUUUGAUAAGAGUGGACACACAUGUGAAACUAGUGCCAAGAACAGUUAUGAUGACAACAAUGGACAUACAUGUGAAACUAGUGCCAAGAACAGUCAAGAUGACAACAAUGGACACACAUGUGAAACUAGUGCCAAGAACAGUCACGAUGACAACAAUGGACACACUUGUGAAACUAGUGCCAAGAACAGUCAUGAUGACAACAGUAGACACAGAUGUGAAACGAGUGCCAACAACGGUCAUGAUGACAACAAUGGACACAGAGGUGAAGCUAGUGCUAAUACCACUCAUGAUGACAAAAAGGGACAUACAUGUGAAGUUAGUGGAAAGAACAGUCAUGAUAAUCUGAACAAUGGAAGAGGACAACAGAUUUCAACACAAAUGAAAUAAUAUUAUCAUCAGGAAAUCAUCCAAAUAAAAUGUUGUUUGUAUUUUUAAAUAGAGCAAGAACUAUUGUACUAUUUAUGUAAUAGUAUAUAAUAUAUAUAUCUAAGAGUGAAACCUGAAUUGGUUUGGUGUUUUGUAAUUAUGCCCACAGCCCCAGUUAAAACAUUGGGAAGAGAGACACAUAAUGUAACAGUUCCACCAGUAUUUGUAUGUGUGCACACGAAUCUUGUCCAGGUCAUAUAUGACUCCCCAUUCACACAAACAAAGUUAAGCGCCUUUAAGUCUGAAAGUGGCUUUGAGCCAGUUUGACGUCGCUCGUGUGAACGCAAAGCAGGGGGCAUUUAAUCCAGUUUAUUUGCCCCUGCUGGCGACGUGGCUUUAAUCCAGUUUCAGGACUUGAGUAGGCUUAUUAGUAGUGUGAACAGUACUGGAUUAAAUGCCCCGGAUACCUGGAGGCGGGGAUGAAGUUACAAUUACUAAACCGGUACCAGAAUGUGUGGGGGACCAGAAGUGGGGGACCAGAAGUGUGCCGAGGGCGCACUCUGCCAAGCCCAUGCCGUCAAUCACGACAGCACAACGCCAGUAAGUGUGCCUACGGCGCUCUUUGUCUAGUCUGCUCCGUGAAAUACGCUGCCAAGGGGUGUGCAGACAGGGCACUGACAAGAGCAUAACACCAGAAAGUUUACAGAAGCACUAGCUAUGUUUUAAACCGCCCGCACGGACAAUGCAACAGUUCCAGUUGUUAAAUCCAAACUUUAAAUAAAAUAGAAAAAAGAA
Messenger RNA from Liolophura sinensis, 2512 nucleotides. RefSeq names its product tRNA pseudouridine synthase-like 1. Lineage: Eukaryota; Metazoa; Mollusca; Polyplacophora; Chitonida; Chitonidae. The record is from RefSeq and is a predicted model, not a curated record. The transcript has 10 exons. Gene Ontology annotation, biological process: tRNA pseudouridine synthesis. The coding region runs from base 308 to 1738 and encodes 476 amino acids. Gene Ontology annotation, molecular function: pseudouridine synthase activity; RNA binding.